UGUUGUGAAAUAGUUGUUUUGAUAGGCCGAAGUAAUAGAAUAGUAUUAUUUACUAUUUGAUAGGGACGAUAAAGCUGUUAGUUAGGAUUUUUUGAAACGAUUAGAUAGAAUUAGUUAGGUUAAACUGUCUUUGAAUUUAAAAUAUAUAAAAUAAAAACUAUUUCUUAUAUAUAGCUGUAAAAAAUCAGUGAAAUAUUGGAAGGAAUUAUGAACACUAAACCACCAUUUGGAUUGGAGCUCUCAUCAUCUUCAAUGAACGAGAGAGAGGUUAGUCAGGUUAAUUAAACUGUUUCUUGUAGUGGAUUCCAAUUUUUUUUUUAAGAAACAGUUUCUUGCAGUGAAUUACUUUAGAGAUUAAAGGAUACUGUCAGUUUAAACCAAUAGAAUUUCAAUUUUUAUCCAUGUUAGAAAUCAAUUUAAAAUAUGAUACACAUUUGAGGAAUAGAGGGGAAGUGAAUUAGGGGGUUGAUUUCAUGUAUCAGGGAGAAAAGAGACAGAACGCAGUGGCAACAGAGAAAAAAAUUGACUAUGUGAGAUUUUGUUUUAUUUUAAUUCAAAUAUUAUUUUUUUUUUGAAAAUUGAGUAUCGGAUGGGCAAAAAGCUGAAGUUGGUUGUAUGUGUAAAGUUUUUUUUUUCUUUCUGAAAUUUGUAUGUGUAAAGUGAUUCUACAAAGUGCAUAUUUUUUAAUUUCAUACUUUAUGAAUAAAUGUUUUUGUUUCUUUCUAAUUUUAAUUUUUUUGCAGCCACAUCUACUCAAUGCAAGAUUGGAACGCAAUUUGUGCCCUAAACCACCACUCGGAUUGAAGCGCACGGCGUCUGCAAUGAAAGAACGAGAGGAAAUGUGGCGUAAGAUGCAAAAAUCCAAAAAGCAAAACUCAUCAACAACGCUCAAGUUCGCACCUGCUACUUUUUAUGCUAAGUUGCUGAAUAUCGGAAAAUACAAUUUUAUACCUACAAAUGUCAACGAAUUGGUGGUGAAGUGUCAAUUUGUAAGGAGAAAGCUUAUAUGGGAGAUUUUAGAUAGCAGUAAGAAGAAAAAGUUCAAAGCUGAAGUACCAUGGGAUAACAUUUCGGCCAUAAGAGCUUUUAUUGAAGAAAACAAGACUGAAAUCCUUGAAAUUGAGCUUGAUGAGCAACCAAUUUUUCAUAAGGAGAUUAGUUCACAAAGCACACACACCACGUGGGAGAUAUCAGAUCAUGAUUUCACAGGAGGUCAUGCUAUGACGUACCGGAUUCAUCAUUUGGAGUUCGCUAGUGGAGAUUUGGGCAAACACUAUGAGAAGAUGUUAAAGUGUGAUAAGAGACUAAUGGAAUUGAGCCAACAACCUUUUCCAAGGCUGGACUCUCCAUAUUUUGGCCCACCUGUGCUAUUUAAAAACAUCAGAGAUUACAACCCUGUGCAACUUGAUGAUUCAGUGGAAAAAGUUAUGGCUUUAGAUCGAGCACAACCAUUUCUCAAUGAGCUAAAAUCCGCCAUCAACCAUGAGCUCUCACAAUCACAACACUUGCAAAAUGUAUUAUAACUAGAUUACAAAUCUGCACAUUAUGUGGUGUAAGAAAUGAUUUGUGAAUUUUAUUGUAGUAUAACUAUUUUAAUGGGUGUAAUGGGUCUUUUUUUGAGGGUUUCUAGCCGCUUGGUUAUUUGAGAAUUCUUUUUCCUUUUAUCUCAAUGAGUUUUUCCUAAUUAAGAUUUUAAUGAGAUUUUUUCCCAAAUGUGCUCUUCCAAAAAUGGUAUAAGCAUGUUUUGGAUUCAAUUAAGUUUUCAUGAGAGGCUUGUUCUCAUGACUCUUAUUUCUCAAUUAUUCAAUAAAGCUC
Lotus japonicus is the source of this 1815-nucleotide messenger RNA. RefSeq lists its product as uncharacterized. The record is from RefSeq and is a predicted model, not a curated record. Lineage: Eukaryota; Viridiplantae; Streptophyta; Magnoliopsida; Fabales; Fabaceae. The transcript is spliced from 4 exons. The coding region runs from base 651 to 1523 and encodes 290 amino acids.